Messenger RNA from Effrenium voratum, 434 nucleotides. The record is from the annotation of a GenBank genome assembly. NCBI's taxonomy places the organism in Eukaryota, Dinophyceae, Suessiales, Symbiodiniaceae.
GAGUGAGGAAGAUGACACCGCGGAAAAGAUCGAAGAGGUCAAGGAGUAUCAAUCCGAGCAGACGGAGAAAAAUAUCAAUCGCGCUGAAUGCGGCGUCAAUUACGCGCAGGGUGUCUUGUUCAUCGGCCGGGCGGCCCUUGAGCUGAACGGCGUCUUCCAUCACUGCCAGGACCAGACGGAUCACUUCGAGCAGCUCCGGUGUGGCGCCAACGCCCAGGGAGCGCUUGCGGCCUUUGCAGUGACCAGUCAUGUCUUCGCAGAUGCCACUGCUCAGUGCAUGGAGAGCUAUGGUAAGGACUAUGUGGAGGCCUUCUGUGCGGGCGCAAUCAGUCAGAUCCUCCACGCCACAACGGAGCUCACCGCGGCUUUGACGCUGCUGGCGGAUGCUUGUGUGAUGACUGCCGGGCUCUACCCCUACGGCCGCAAGAAGGACU